AUGGCCCACGGCUGGGUCGUCCGCCCAAGGACAGCCGCGACGACGCCAGCUGCUCUACUGGACGAUCUGGAGCUGACCGCGCAGCGGAAUCUAGCUUUAGCUCGUCUAAACUCCUCGCCUCUGCCACCGAUCCAGACGAACCAUAUGAACAGUAGCGGUAACAACGCGACGGGCAACGGACCCAACAAUGUAGGACCCACGACCGCUGCCGAGCAGUCACUGUAUAGUCAUCUAUACGGCAAAGAGAUGGGUUUGAUGAGAAAGCUAAGCAAUAUCGACGAUUAUCCAAACCACGUCGCUGCAGCCGCGGCACGCAAUUAUCAGCAACUGUUGCAACAUCCGGACAGUGUCAUACCACCGGGUGCCGCUCAUCAAAUGCAACAAAACUUUGCCGCCCAUCCCCAUGCGGCCAAAUUCAAUCAGUUCAAUUAUCCAAAUCCGGGUGGUCUGCUGAAACCUUGCUACGAUUACACUGGCCAACAGCAGCAACAGCAUCAUAUGCAAUCCCACCAGACAGCAUCGGGAACGGCCGGAACCGCCACAUCGGUAUCCAAUCAACAGAUGAAAAAGGAAAUAUUUAAUCUAAGUGGCAGCAAUGGAGCUGAUUUGUAUACGCCUCAGCAUCCACCGGUCACGUCAUCACCGGCAGCAACGGCCAACGGACCAACCAACACCACCGCCGCCUCGUCAAUGGCCAACGGAGGUGGUGGUUCGUUGUCGUUCAUGAAUCUUCAUCAGCCAUCAUCCGCAGCUGCAGCAGCCGCCGCCGCAGCCGCUGCUGCCAUGUAUGUCAAUCAUUUCAACACUGGUGGCCCUAAUGGUGCAGGUGCUGCUGGCAAUCUCUCCACAAUGGACAACGGUGACAGUCUAGCCGAUUUCAAUCCGAUGCGUAAUUCAAACAAUUCCGUCAACAACACCGGUCCACCUAACUCCUCCGCCAACGGCAGUAACAACAGUCUUAUCAAAUCCGCUGAAUCGGUUCUACUGGCAAGAAGCUCAAUUAUGAAUAAUUUAAACAAUAAUCUUAAUAAAAUCGAACCAAAUACCGAUACCACACUUAACGAUAAUAACAAUAAUCCACAUAAUCAUCACCAUCAGCAGCAACAAGGCCACAAUCAUCUCUCCGCACACCAUCAGCAGCACCAGCCGGGCGGUCACGGUGGUCACCAUCCAUCGUUUCAUCACCAGAUGAACCCGAUGGGUGGUGGCGGAAUGGGAGGCGGUGGAUCCGGUCCUGGCAAUAAUGACGAUGAUAACGAUAAAUUAUCGUCACCAUUAACGGGCACCUCUACGCUUACCAAUCCCGAUUUGAACGACCCGGAGAACGAUAGCAAUGAUGAUGGGUACACAGUACUGUAG
This is a messenger RNA of Topomyia yanbarensis, 1359 nucleotides long. Its product is annotated as myelin gene regulatory factor-like A. Lineage: Eukaryota; Metazoa; Arthropoda; Insecta; Diptera; Culicidae. The record is from RefSeq and is a predicted model, not a curated record. The transcript is spliced from 2 exons. Bases 1 to 1359 code for a protein of 452 amino acids.